AUGGCCGCGAGUGCCGAGGCCGAGGUGUCCCAGUCCAAGCCUUCUCCUUUGAAAGACCAGGCAGGACCCGUGCAGCCGCGCCCAGCAGGGCUGACGCCAGGCAACCCCGUGCAAGCCGUCGUGGAGGAGGCGGCGUCCCCGUGCGCCUCCUCUCCUCAGGCACCCUCUUCCGCUCCCAACUCGCAUCGCCGCCCAGUUGGUGGACGUAUCGGACGCGUGCACCUGGGUCAACCUGGGCGGCGCGUUCCGGAUGAGGAAGAUGUUGAAGCCAUUCCAGGCGGCUCGCGCGAACUCGGCAUUACCGAGGAUUGGUUUGACGUACCCCCGCUCUUUCCCCCUGUCGACACCACCCAAACCCAUCUAGCCAUCCUUUCUCCCAAUCCCAAAGGUCCACCCAUGCUGUACCAAUGGCCUUUUACCCACAUGACCGACAGCAGUUACGAUGCUGGCUUUGAAUUGCUCAAUUCGAUGAACCACAUUGUGAAGCUCUGCGCUCUUCCUGUGCCCGAUACCUGGGCUGAUGACAUCGUUGCUUGUGCCAAGCCCGGCACAGAGUUUGCUAGCUUGAGCAAGGUUGUCGAGGCCUUCAACGCGGCCAUGCGCGUUUACCAUAAGAGUGUGGGAGAGCAGGCCGAACGGCUAAUCUGUCCCACCGACUUGUGCGAGCACAUCAUGAACAUGACCUACUCGCGUGCCGUCACCGACCCCGCAUUGCUCAACCGGUACAAAGGCUGGACAGCAGAGGUGUAUGGCGAAUUCACUAGCAAAAUGAUAUCCGACGUCAUUGCCAACUCUAAUGUGCAGCCAGACGACACCUUUGUCGAUCUGGGUUCUGGCGUUGGUCAAGUGGUGUUGCAAGUGGCCCUCGAAGGUAGAGCACGAACCAGCUUUGGCAUCGAGAAGCAAGACAUCCCCGCAGAGUAUGCAAAGUGUGGCGCGUAUGAGCUGGUCAAGGAUAAUUUUCUCCAGCCCCAAUACGCCGAACGCAUCACCAACACCAGCGUUGUCUUUCUCAACAACUUUGCAUUUGGCACCAAGGUUAACCAACAGCUUUGCCGCAUGUUCGAAAACUGCCAAGCCGGCACCCGGCUCAUUUCUUCAAUCAGCCUCCGCAAGUCUGAUUUUACCAUCACUGCCCGAACUUUGAAUGAUCUGGGGUGUAUUUUGACGAUGCGGAAGUUAUGCUAUCGAGGCCAGGGCGUAUCAUGGACGGCUCGCCCUUUUUCAUAUUAUGUUCAGACCGUGAACCAUCAGUACCUAGAUCAGUUUUUCAGCAAAGGGGAGCCGGUCCAGGUGCCCUUUGAGAACGAGGUGGGAGAUGACGACGAUGAUGCCAACCCUGAUCGCACGGGUACUAGCCACUCGGGCGCCCCCGUGCGCGAUAAUUCAGACGACGAGGAAGACAACGAUGAGGAAGCGGAGGACCAAAGCGCUGGAGCUGCUGGUCAUCACAAAACCGACGCUGUGGGCAAAGGUCACAGUGGGGCGGAGCGAGAUGGAAAGGCCGCGGCAGGCACGCGACCCGGAAGUACCAAACGCAGCAAAGGGGCCAGUCGACGUCGAGACCGCCAAUCUUCACAACAAUCAUCGGCGCCGCCCAGCAGCUCAUCGGGCAAAGUCGCGGCCGGGGACGACAGCGCCUCUCAACGUCUGGUGCGGACGCUGACCCGUGCUGUGGCUGGGUUGGAACGCCGAUACCCCUCAGGCCGCACACUGCGCGCCGCGCGCCAUCAAUUGCGAGCUCUUCAUCAAGAGCGUAGCGUUUUGCGGCAACAUCGCCGUGAAUAUGAACAGCAACUGCAACAACAUAACCAGACAGUUGCCGCCGCUCUGACACAGCGCCGCCAGCAGCUCAACGAGAGCUUGGGACUUGAUUCUAAAACCGACACCCGGCUUACAGCAGCGGCAGCGGGUUUACUGCACACGUUUGUCUGCCGCGGAGGGCAGAGCGCGACCUCGAGUGCAGCGAAUGCACAACAAAGCGUAGAGCACAUUCGCCUUUGGACCAAGCCUUUGCAGCAGGCUCAGGCUGUACACGAGCGCCUGAUUGCCGCUCUGCGCAUGCAUGGACAAGCCCCAGUGGCAGACGCUCUCCAACGCACGCCAUGGGCCUUGCCUAGGGACCUGUGCGCGAGCAACGAACAUUCGCCGACUCGCGCGACCAACGGUCAUGUUCCCGUGCAAGAAGCCUCAGCGGGAAAAGCUGGGCCGACGGGGCCACACCAGUCUGCAAGACGAUCCAGCGACCAGAAUGGAUCCGCAAGCUCACAAGUGCAGUCUGCGCAAACUCGCGGAUUGGAAGCCACACCCGAUCGAUAUGCUGGCCCCUUAUCUUCAGCCGAGACUUCACCUGCUUCAACAUCAUCCCACUCCGCGGGCAAGCGCGAUUUGAGUGGCCAACGGGAGGCAACAAAUGGCACUGAACACACCUCUCAGGCGCAAAUCGCUGGCAGACGCGAGUCAAGCAGCACAGGAACCAGUCCCACGUCCAGUCUAGCCAAGCUGCUCGGCGCGGAGCCGUCGCACCGGUCUGGGCAUCGGCAGGGACAACAACGACCGAUUGCGCGUGCACGUGAAAUGCGACCACCCGGAGGAGCCCGCCCUGGCUUGAGCUCGAGCUCCAAGCGCCCGUUGAGUAGCAAUGGUGAGCCGGCUCCACAAGUGCCGGAUCCGAAGCGCACCAAGGAUUUGGAAAAUGCGUCUUCAGACAAUGCCCUGGAGCGGAAGCAAAAGUGUCACGGACCCGAAACUUCGAAUUGA
Molecule: messenger RNA, 2760 nt
Organism: Monosiga brevicollis MX1
Lineage: Eukaryota; Choanoflagellata; Craspedida; Salpingoecidae
Exons: 15
Coding region: 1-2760 (919 amino acids)
Biological process (GO): DNA repair; DNA damage checkpoint signaling; regulation of transcription regulatory region DNA binding
Cellular component (GO): nucleus
Molecular function (GO): histone H3K79 methyltransferase activity
Source: RefSeq, a predicted model, not a curated record